GCGCUGACUGUUCUCUGCUGUCAAAACAAAGCUGCGAAAGAAAUAUUUGUGUUUCUGGUAUUUCAUUGUUUUUCCCUGCUAAAAAGCCAUGGUGUACAUUCAUUUCCCAUCGAAUCUGACAGAGGAGGAACUGAUGCUGCAGACAAAGUAUCAGAAGUUGAAGAAAAAGAAAAAGGCAUUGCAGGCUCUGAAGACACCUAAACAGGAGCCAGAGAAGCCUCUAAUACCCAAGAGACCAGCAGACGCUAGAGAUGCGCGAGAAGUGGCAAGGAAGCUGAUAAAAAGCGGUGCAAUUCAGGCGAUUCAGAAGCCUCAGUCGAAGCAAGAUCAAGUGUCCUUUAAGAGGCCAAAGGGACAGGAAAGGAAGCGUGUCUUGCCGGAAAGUCCAGCUAAUGUGGCCUCCUAUCAACCUUUCUCAGCCACACAAAGCACCGAAGCUGGAGCGCCGGCUGGAGUGCCUCCCAGUCCAGAGAAAGAGGUUUCUGGGCGCGUGCAGAACUUGUAUCAGCAAUUGGCCACAGAAAGGGAUCGAGAGGAGCGAGGAUUGGUGGACAAGAAGAUCAUGGAGGCACCAGUGGUGCGUCCAGACAAGCCCCGCACAGGGAACACGAUAUAUGUGUCGGGAAAUAAGGUGACAGAAGACUUCCUGAAGAAGCACUUCAGCUGCUUCGGGACAAUUGUCAAUGUGUCGAUGGAGAUCGAGAAGGGACGUGGAUUCAUCACGUUUACAAAGCCGGAAUCUGCUGAGAAGGCGAUCAGCGAUAUGCACAGCAAGUCUGUGGCUGGGAUUCAGUUGCAAGUUCAGCUGGCCAGACGACAACCACAAAUUGAACCGAUCAACGACGCCUCCUCUUCAGCUGUGUGGUCAACACUGGCGGCCAGUCACUCGCAGAAGGGCAGUCUCAAGGAUAAGCGCGAAAUGGUCCACUAUGACGACAUAUUUUAGACGACUAAGAGG
Messenger RNA from Phlebotomus argentipes, 958 nucleotides. It is a transcript of the gene Nelf-E, whose product is annotated as negative elongation factor E. Gene Ontology annotation, cellular component: NELF complex. The coding region runs from base 89 to 946 and encodes 285 amino acids. NCBI's taxonomy places the organism in Eukaryota, Metazoa, Arthropoda, Insecta, Diptera, Psychodidae. Gene Ontology annotation, biological process: negative regulation of transcription elongation by RNA polymerase II. Gene Ontology annotation, molecular function: RNA binding. The transcript has 2 exons. The record is from RefSeq and is a predicted model, not a curated record.